AUGAAACCUGCAAAAAGUCUUCUUUUUUCAUCAUCCAAGCACAGUACUCAUCAUCAUGGUUUAAAAUCCGUCAUUGCUGGAGCUGCCAACAGAAUUCGUGAUGAUCCAUCACCAAUGAACCAUUGCAGCACUCAUACAGCCGCAUACGGAACUAUGAGUAAUAGAGUUGAUAACAGCUCCAUGAUGGCAACAGUGAUGCGGAGCUACAAUAGCAAUUACUAUCCAUCUACCACAACAAUGAAGGCUUGUUACCAUACCUCAUUGAAGAAAUUUACGGAAAAUACGUUAGGAAAUGACAUGAACGAUCCAACAACCAUCAACAAAUGGACACAACAACAAUUGCAAAAUUUAAUUAUUCAACUUUACAAAUGGAGAGGUUCAAAGUCUCAACCACUUGUGGCCUCCUCCUCUGAAGAAUCACUUAAAAACACUAUUGAUCAAAUGAUGAAUGAGACAAAAAGAAUUCUUUCUCAGUCCGAUUCUGCUGAAGAUUUAUUUCCUCAACUUGUGGCUCUACAAAUUGCAGCUCAAUACAUUAAGGAACAUGAAUUGCCACAAAAUUCAUCAGCACACAAUAGUUCUUCAACGAAAUUAGGUGAAGUUUCCAAGUUGAGUUUUUCAACAAGUAAACUUCAAGCUAUUGUAAAGAAGAAGACUGACUUAUCAACAAUAAGUGCUUCGGCAUCUAAUACUAGUGAAGAAUCUGGCCGAUUCUUGAAGGAAAAUAUUGUCAAGUAUCUCAAUGAAAUGAAUGGAGUGUUUAGUAUUUUGCAAUGUUGGUCUCUGAGUAAGAUUAUCCUCCAAAAAUUAUUGUACUUUCAAAAUGACAUGACAAGCAUGUCAAACACCAAACAAGUAAUUGAAGAAUUUUUGAAGAGUGGAAAGAAUGAAAACCUUGCAACACACUUUUUCGGAACCUAUUUUCAAUUGGCAUCCAUCUAUGAACGAGAAAUUCAAUUUAAAAACGCUGCAGGAACAUUAUUGGCUCUUCUUCCCAAGUUGGAGGAUUCUUUGAGUGCUUUGAAUGAACUCGUGGAUUCCACGAGUAACGAUUCUCUUGCAUCCAAAGAUUCCCUCUCUAAACACAUCUCCUCGCUUCAGCAAUAUAUUAGAGAUGUACACAAGCGCUUGUCUGCUCUCUUGGAAAAACUACAUGAUUACAUAAGCGCUGCCAAGCACUUGAGAGCAUUAUUGCCACAAGAUUCCAAAGGUGUCAUUCAACUUCCAACCAACAAUGAGAAGGGAGGAUUUGUAGAGUUGAAAACUCAACUCCUGAAAUUGGCUUAUUUAUACACAAUGGCCAAUGAAUGGAAAUCUGCAGAUGUGUGCUACGAAGAUGCGACUCUUCUCACCGCAAGACAACUCUCAAAUUUAACUACUAGUACGGACACAAUUACCAGUCAUCAAAUUGUUUUAGAUUCACUGAUUGUGUCCUAUGAAUGGACAAUCUUUUUAAGAAAAAUGUUGAUAAUGAUCCAACAACAAGAAGGAGCAAAAGAGACAUCGGAAGAAAGUGAAACUGCUGAAACAACAGAUAAGAAAUUAGACAUUCCAUCCAGACUUCAAACCAUCAAAAGACUCUUAGAUAUUGGUACCAAUAUUGGGAGAGGAUUGGGUCUGCUCUCAGAUGAACUUCCCAAUAUUGACAAUUUGCAAAACUCUUCGCAUCUCAUUCGCUUUUUGAAAGAAAAAGUGGAAGUGCAAACAUUUAACGAAUUGGCAAAACUGCAACUUGCAUUUAUUAAGAAUUUUCUGAUGGAGGACGCAAAUGGAAAUUGGGACGAUUUUUCAACUGUGUGGGAUAAUUUGCUCAUGGCCAUGAAUCAUGUGUUGACAAUGGAAACAAAAAUACUCAAUGAUGAAUAUUAUCAGAAGCUUGAAGGUCAACUCUCCCGUCAUUUUCACACAUUCAAAGAGGCAAUUAUCAAUGAAGGUUUGCAUUUGUUAGGAUAUUGCAUCACACGAAUGAGAAAUUCACCCAAUCAUAACCUUAACAUACAAGAACAAUUUGAACCCUUUUUUGAAAAUUUGCUCGUCAUUUUGUCAAGAAACGAAAAGUGUUUUGAAAAUCAAUUUAAAACAUGGACUCAGUUACGUUCAUUGAUGGGAAAUUAUGCCUUGUAUAGAAAGGACUUCAAUCCAAGUAUUGAAUUAUCUCGAUAUUUUGUUGAAAAACAAGUCAUUCUCGAUACAUUCACUGCCAAUCCUAAUGACGGAAAUUCUGGUCAUUCAUUACCAUUCCAUCUCUAUGACGUACUAGUUGAAGUAUUUGAAAAAGACGAAACGAGUUCAGAAAAUACCAAAAGAAACAGCGUCUACAAGAGAGCUUACCGUAUCCUCGCUCCUACCAAAGAACUAGCCAUUGAAAAAUCACUUCAAUUUGAAAAUUGGGUUAUUGAAGGAAAACAUGUCAUUGAAGAGGCUGAAAUUUAUCAAGUAGAUAUGGAUCGAUGUGUGGAACAUAAUGAAAAAGCAACUCUUCAAUUUUUAAAAGAUUUGUUGAGAGAAGAACCUGAUUCGAGUGAAUAUCUAUUUGCAGGAAUAGUCAAUGCCUCUGGUGUUUACAGACCUUAA
This is a messenger RNA of Naegleria fowleri, 2574 nucleotides long. RefSeq lists its product as uncharacterized. NCBI's taxonomy places the organism in Eukaryota, Heterolobosea, Eutetramitea, Acrasida, Naegleriidae. The record is from RefSeq and is a predicted model, not a curated record. The transcript has a single exon. Bases 1 to 2574 code for a protein of 857 amino acids.